Ostreococcus tauri is the source of this 825-nucleotide messenger RNA. Its product is annotated as unnamed product. The record is from RefSeq and is a predicted model, not a curated record. The transcript has a single exon. Bases 1 to 825 code for a protein of 274 amino acids. Lineage: Eukaryota; Viridiplantae; Chlorophyta; Mamiellophyceae; Mamiellales; Bathycoccaceae.
AUGGCGCUCGGGGUGUUCCCGGCGACGCUCACGGGGUCGACAGCGGGGACGGGGUGGGCGAAACGGGGGGUGGUGACGCGCGCGAAGGCGCGGACGGGCGGGUUGGACCGGGACGCGGGCGCGGCGGACGCGAUAUCGCUCGUCGACGUCACGGUGGAGGAUUUUAGAUUUGAUUUGAUGGGUGAGCUGCACGCGACGUUACCGAUGGAGGAUGAGACGUACUUUUACAAGGCUGGGGCGGAGGCGAGCGGGACGUUUUGCGCGGUGCCGGUGACGCACGCGAACUGGACGAUUGCCCAACCCGUUCCGUUUUGGUACGUGUGCGACAACUUUUGGGCGGGUCAUCGGAAUUGUACCGACGCGUACGAGAAGAAUUACGACGAUGAAUAUGGAUGGUACGGUCUGCGCGCGUUGCACACGUGUUUGCGCUUGCCCAUCGACGCUCUGGAGCGCGGCGCGACAGAGCUACACUUUUUGCACUUGGAUUUCCAACAAUCCUUUGAGCCAAAGUAUGAGAUCAGUGAAAAGGCGCUCUUGCGAGCGAGCGUACAGCACGAGGUGUCCGUCGAUAUCAACGCCCCUCGAGUUUAUUGGAACCCGAUACAGGAGCCGUGCUGCGACGCGCUUGCGAGCCAGACCAACGCGGUGCUCACGGCGGUGACGAUUCUGAGCCUCCUACCGCUGGUGUACCUCACCUUCCGCGACCUCCUCAGGCCGUUGAGAAGUGCGUCGAUGCGCGACACCACUCGCGCGUUUUACACCAGGGCCGAACUUCUAAAAGCGGCGAACAAGGGUCCGGUGACAAAGGUUGGCCGUCGACGAUGA